Messenger RNA from Suillus plorans, 330 nucleotides. RefSeq lists its product as uncharacterized. The record is from RefSeq and is a predicted model, not a curated record. The coding region runs from base 1 to 330 and encodes 109 amino acids. NCBI's taxonomy places the organism in Eukaryota, Fungi, Basidiomycota, Agaricomycetes, Boletales, Suillaceae. The transcript is spliced from 3 exons.
AUGCCACGUCCUCCUACACAUAAAACAAAUGAGGCUAAACUACAAGCCGUUCGUGAAAAGAACCAGCGCCACUAUGCGAAAGACCGUAUACUCAAAAGACGACGAGAACUUCGUGUUGAAAAAACAAAGCCAUCGCGGGAGAUCCGACAGUUUGAGAAGGCAGUUGCGAGAGCCUUGAAAAGCCGUGACGAUGAAGAUGAGAGUGACACUGAGCUGUCGGAGACUGAUGAAUCCAGCGAUGAUGAGAAUGACACACCAUCAGAUCUUCCUGGGUGCCUCCUUGCUCUCAAAGGUAUCAAGGACGAGAUGUUGUCAUUGACCGAUGAUUAG